Molecule: messenger RNA, 2394 nt
Organism: Protobothrops mucrosquamatus (brown spotted pit viper)
Lineage: Eukaryota; Metazoa; Chordata; Lepidosauria; Squamata; Viperidae
Gene: CAPN9
Product: calpain 9
Exons: 18
Coding region: 125-2089 (654 amino acids)
Biological process (GO): proteolysis
Cellular component (GO): cytoplasm
Molecular function (GO): calcium-dependent cysteine-type endopeptidase activity; calcium ion binding
Source: RefSeq, a predicted model, not a curated record
ACUGUUUAUUCUCUGGGUGUUGCUUUUUAAACAACAGUGUGCAAGGUUGUGAAGCUGCCAUUUAGGCAAGAAGAAAGAUAGUUUUCUCCCCUCUAAACUUUUUCCUGCAGAUAGAAGCAGAGCCAUGCCUUAUACCCAGCGGGACCCCAGCACACGGGCUCCUCCUCUGCCCCAAAAUGCUUGUGCCACCCACUCCAGUGGCCAAACCUACCAGGAGCUGAAGCUUGAAUGUCAGCAGAAGGAGACCCUCUUUGAGGACUGUGAUUUCCCAGCCAGUGACUCUUCCCUGUUCUACAGUGAGAAACCGCCCGUCUCUUUUGUGUGGAAAAGACCAGGGGAAAUCGUUAAAGACCCACAGUUUAUUCUUGGAGGAGCUACAAGAACUGACAUUUGUCAAGGAGACCUUGGUGAUUGUUGGCUAUUAGCUGCUAUAGCAUCUCUUACCCUUAAUGAAAAAGUACUAGCCAGAGUUGUGCCACUAAAUCAAGAUUUUGGGCCAGGUUAUGCCGGAAUAUUUCACUUCCAGUUUUGGCAGUACAAUGAAUGGCUGGAUGUUGUUAUCGAUGACCGCUUGCCCACUUUCAGAGACCGCUUGGUUUUUCUGCACUCAGCUGACCUCAAUGAAUUCUGGAGUGCAUUGAUGGAAAAAGCCUACGCCAAAUUGAACGGAAGUUAUGAAGCUCUAAAAGGAGGAAGUUCAAUUGAAGCCAUGGAAGACUUCACUGGAGGAGUUGGAGAAACAUUUGAAGUUAAAAAGGCUCCCAAAAAUUUCUAUGAACUCUUACAGAGGGCACUUAAAAGAGGCUCAAUGGUGGGCUGUUCUAUCGAUAUAAGCAAUGCAGCAGAGUCAGAAGCUCGAACUCCAACUGGUCUCAUAAAAGGUCAUGCAUACUCAGUCACUGAUAUUGAUGAGGUCAACUACCAAGGGCAGACAGUGAGGCUCAUUCGAGUUCGGAAUCCAUGGGGUCAAGUGGAAUGGAAUGGUGCCUGGAGUGACAACUCCUCUGAGUGGGAUUCCCUCAGCCCAUCAGAGAAACAGCAGCUACAUCAUACAGCAUUAGAUGAUGGAGAAUUCUGGAUGAAGUUUGAAGAUUUCCUGUCCCAUUUUGACAAAGUUGAGAUCUGUAACCUCACACCGGAUGCCCUUGAAGACAAUGCUGCUCAUAAAUGGGAGGUGUCCAUUCACCAAGGCAGCUGGGUCAGAGGUGCCACUGCUGGGGGGUGCCGAAAUUUCAUAGAAACAUUUUGGACCAAUCCCCAGUUCAUGCUCCAAUUGACAGAAAAAGAUGAGGAUCAAGAUGAAUGCACGUUUGUAGCUGCCCUGAUGCAGAAGAAUCGCCGUAAACUCAGGCAACUCGGAGCUGCACUGCUAACAAUAGGAUAUGUUAUCUAUGAGGUAUUUCUACGGAGAACUCCCUUCUCCAAGUUGGGCCUUUCCAGAUGUGCAGAAAUUCCAAGCCCUAGAACUUUUCUGAAAUGUGCUGGCUGGAGAAAGCUGAUCUACAAUGUUUGGAAAGACAGAUUUUUAAAAACUGGAUUCAUGUUUUAUAGGGAGAUGGAUGGAAACGUCAACAUUGAUUUGCCAGAGGUUCCUGAGCCAACACAACCCCAAGAAGAAACAGAAGAAGAAAAGCAAUUCCGAGAUUUGUUUAAGCAGAUUUCAGGACCGGCAAGUCAACUAAUAAAAAUGAUAGAUCUUAUUAGAAUUUUGGAUAGUUUACUGGCAGAGUGUAUGCUUUUCAUUGGGAAUGGAAAACUGGAAUUCAAUGAAUUCAAAAUUUUCUGGGACAAUCUGAAAAAGUGGAUUAGCCUCUACCUUCACUUUGAUUCUGAUCAGUGUGGCACAAUGUCUUCCCACGAACUUCGUCUUGCUUUAAAAGCAGCAGGAUUUCAGCUCAAUAACCAUCUGCUGCAGCUGAUUGUAUUAAGAUAUGCAGAUGAUCAGCAACAGAUCGAAUUUGAUGACUUCUUAAACUGCCUAAUUCGCUUAGAAAAUGCAAGCAGAGUAUUCCAGGCAUUAUGUGUGGAAAACAGAGAUUUCAUUAACCUCCAAAUAAAUGAGUUUAUCUGCUUGUCUAUGAACAUCUGAAGGCCUUGAACAUGAAUUUCAGCCAAUCUCCCAACAUGCUUCAGAGUUGAGCUGAGUUCACACUUUCCCCUAAAUUGCUGAAAAUUACAGGGAAUGUUUGUAUUGUCAACUUUUUCUUAUACUCACCUAUCAUGAAUAUGUGCUUUUAGAGCUCAAAUAUAAAUAAGUAUUUUCUAGAUUUAAAGUCCUAUUAUUCCAGCCAGCACAUGAUAAUGGAAGGAUAAUGGGAUCUGACAGGGCUUUUUUUCUCAUAGAACAUCCAGAACGGAGUUCCAGCACCUUUUUUGGAUGGAACCUUGUAGGGU